CAAUAAGAAAAUGGCAGCAACCAACGAAGCACAGAAGGCUCAUGCUCAUUUCGUUCUAGUACACGGUGCUGGCCAUGGGGCUUGGUGCUGGUACAAGAUCAAGCCGAAGCUCGAGUCUUCCGGUCACAAGGUGACGGUGCUGAACCUUACCGGUUCCGGCAUCAACAUGAAGGCCAUACACGAUGUUCACUCACUAGCAGAGUACUCCGAGCCUUUGUUGGAGCUUAUAGCCUCACUUGGUCCAAAAGAAAAGGUGAUCCUUGUAGGGCAUAGCCUUGGAGGCAUGAACUUGUCCCUUGCCAUGGAAAGGUUCCCACAGAAAAUUUCUGCUGCUGUUUUCUUGACUGCCUUUCUGCCAGAUACAACUCACCAGCCAUCAUAUGUUAUGGAUGAGUUCAUGCAGAAGAUACCAGCAGACUCAUGGCUAGACACUCAGUUUGAACAGUUUGGAAGCGCCAAAGAACCCUUAACGUCGAUAUUCUUCGGUCCCAAGUACUUACAGGCGAACCUCUAUCAACUCAGCCCCAUUGAGGAUCUGGAACUUGCCAAGAGUUUAGUGAGGAAGAGUUCAUUCUUUCGUGAAGAAGUGGCUAAGAUGAAGAAGUUCUCAAAUGAGGGAUAUGGGUCGGUUACACGAGUUUAUGUGGUUUGUGACAAAGAUUUGAUAAUAACUGAGGAAUUUCAGCGAUGGAUGAUUGCAAACAGCGGGGUUAAAAAUGUGGUGGAGAUUAAGGGUGCUGAUCAUAUGCCAAUGUUUUCAAAGCCACAAGAACUUUCCAAUGCUUUUCUGGAGAUAGCACAAAAGUACGCUUAAAAUGUUAGCGAGCUACGUUUUAGGCCAAUUGUUAGGAGAAUAAGUUUGCUAACCGUGAGUGUAAAACUACUACUCUACUUAAACGUGUGUUCUAGGUGUUAACGCCAUGAAUUUGGUCUUUCUAUUUUCAAUUUCAUCACUUUGAAGCCUUGUAAGUAUAAAUCAUAUCAGUUAGUCUUUAAUCGAGUUUUUUUU
Molecule: messenger RNA, 1009 nt
Organism: Prunus persica (peach)
Lineage: Eukaryota; Viridiplantae; Streptophyta; Magnoliopsida; Rosales; Rosaceae
Product: salicylic acid-binding protein 2
Exons: 3
Coding region: 11-814 (267 amino acids)
Biological process (GO): jasmonic acid metabolic process; salicylic acid metabolic process
Molecular function (GO): methyl indole-3-acetate esterase activity; methyl jasmonate esterase activity; methyl salicylate esterase activity
Source: RefSeq, a predicted model, not a curated record